Molecule: messenger RNA, 464 nt
Organism: Amblyraja radiata (thorny skate)
Lineage: Eukaryota; Metazoa; Chordata; Chondrichthyes; Rajiformes; Rajidae
Gene: coxfa4
Product: cytochrome c oxidase associated subunit FA4
Exons: 4
Coding region: 33-281 (82 amino acids)
Cellular component (GO): respiratory chain complex IV
Source: RefSeq, a predicted model, not a curated record
CGGCAGAAAGCGGCGCGAGGAGCGGAGGCAGAAUGUUCCGUCAGAUGUACAAACAGGCCCGGAGCCACCCCAGCCUAAUUCCACUAUUUGUCUUCAUCUUAACUGGUAGUGCUGGAGCAAGCAUGUACCUCAUGCGGCUUGCUCUCCGCAACCCAGACGUUAGCUGGGAUCGCAAGAAUAACCCUGAACCAUGGAACAAAAUUCCACCAACUGGGCAAUACAAGCUCUAUGCGGUGAAUACGGACUACAGUAAGCUGAAGAAGGAUCGCCCAGACUUCUAAAUGCUAAUCACUGAGCUUCCUGUGUGGGUGGAUUUACUGUUCCAUGAAGCAAGCUGCAAAACUAUUACUACUGCGUCCUGUACACAGUUUAUUGAAUUAUUCAGUAAGAUAUACUACUGAACCUAACUUGUGUAUAUACAGAAGUAUAAUGUGAAUAAAUUGGUGUUCUCCAUUUCACUUGAA